Messenger RNA from Fundulus heteroclitus (mummichog), 2053 nucleotides. It is a transcript of the gene ubxn4, whose product is annotated as UBX domain protein 4. The transcript has 13 exons. Bases 218 to 1729 code for a protein of 503 amino acids. NCBI's taxonomy places the organism in Eukaryota, Metazoa, Chordata, Actinopteri, Cyprinodontiformes, Fundulidae. Gene Ontology annotation, molecular function: protein binding. The record is from RefSeq and is a predicted model, not a curated record.
UAUGUCUAUGGUGCUACCGGUACGAAUCGGGUAGUGACACUCCUCACCAGUUAGUGGCGGUAAUGCACACCGAAAAGAUGUUUGCCACCCGCCAUUAAACACAAGAAGAAGAAGAAGAAGAAGAAGAAGAAGAAGAAGAAGCUAACGCUGCUAAAAUUGGAAGUGCUGAUCCCACAUCAGUUUGAACACUGAGAAUCUAGAAAGUCAAGAUUCUGCGAUGCUUUGGUUUGACGGAUCGAUUCCUGAGGCCAUACACUGCGCUAAACAACGCAGUUUGGUGUUUGUCGUUGUCAUUGCAGGGGAGGAUGAACAGUCUAAACAGUUGAUGUCCAGUUGGGAAGAUGACAGCAUCUCAGAAGCAGCCCAGAACUGCUGUGUGGCCAUCAAAGUCGAUGCCAAGAGUGACACCUGUGUCCAGUUUUCGCAGAUAUAUCCUGUGGUAUGCAUACCCUCAAGCUUCUUCAUCGGAGUGAGCGGAAUUCCCCUGGAGGUCAUUGCUGGAAGUGUGACUCCUGAUGUACUGAUGAAGAGAAUCAACAAAAUGCACAGUCAAGGAAUAGGAGGUUCUGCUGUAACUAUGGAGACCAGGCCGCCUGACAACACAGAGCCUACCUCAGAUCCUGAAGUGCCCGUUGGAGCUGGUGCUUCACCAGGUUCAUUGUUUACCAUUUCCAACCCAACAAAAGGAUCCCUUUCAAGUUCUGUGGAUGAAGACAGUGUUUCAAGUGCAAAGCCCUCUAUGGAGAAUUCCCUUUUUUGUCAAGCUACAUGUUCUGAAAGUGAAAACCCGAAUUCUAAGAUAGAAAGAUUGACCAAGAAACUGGAAGAGAGACACGAGCAAAAGAAGAAAGAGCAAAAGGAAAAUGAUAUCAGAAAAGAAAUCGAGCGCAGGAAGAUGGGGAAGCAAAAUCAAGAAUUUAAGAGAAAACAGGAUGCGGAAAAAGCCAAGCAAAUCUUGGAAGAAAGGAACAGAGAAAAGGCAGAAGAGAAGGCUGCCAGGGAACGUGUUAAGCAGCAGAUCGCCAUGGACCGAGCAGAAAGAGCUGCCACUUAUGCCAGGUUGCAACAAGAUGAGAAAGUUGCCAAGCAGAACCUUCUACAGGCCAAACAGGCAGACCAGGAUGCAAGGAAGGAAUUGCAAAUCAGAGAGAGGAGUACUAUAUCCAGGAUCCAGUUUCGACUUCCUGAUGGUUCGUCUCUCACCAACCAGUUUCCCUCACAGACCAGACUGCAGGAGGCUUGGAACUUUGCUUUUGAGGAAAUAGGGAGUCUGUAUGGAAACUUCUCUCUAGCAACCAUGUAUCCUCGGCAAGAGUUCACUAGUGAAGAUCUAAACAAGACCCUGCUGGAGCUGAAACUGGUUCCAAGUGCGUCCAUUGUUCUCCUCCCAUCUCAAAGGCCUACUGACACUGUGACCCGCUCUUCUGGAUUUGGCAUCUGGGCCGUUUUGGGUUCAAUCCUUUACCCUCUGCUCGCUGUAUGGAGGUUUCUCAGCUCCUUUCUGUUUGCUGCACCUUAUUCAGCAUCAGCAUCCAGAGGCGAAGCAGAACACAACAGCUCAAUAUCCUCCGCAAACCAAGCUAAGAGAGAAACUUCCACCAAGCAAAAAUUGGAGAUGCGGCCUAAGGACUUCAAGAAGGAAGGUAAAAUCUGUACACUGCGUACAGAAGAUGACAACGAUGAUGAGGAUAACAACACCUGGAAUGGAAACUCUACCCAACAGAUGUAGAACCUUGUAUGGCAUCAAGUUGCAGCUCUUCCACACCCUCUGCCCCUGCUUUGUAUGUUAUUGGGAUUUAUUUUUUCUUUUUCCUACUCUUCUUUCUCCAACCACAGCACUUGCAGCUUUGUACUUUGUCUGCAUGCUAAAGUAAAAAUGGUCAGUUCAGUUCCAUUUGAGCUUAAGAUGAGUAAAGAAGUCCUGAAUAUAACAGGUUGAAUGGUGCAUAUUUUGAUUAAUAUCAGUUGUUUUGACACUUUUUUUGGUCCUUAAUUAUUGAUUUGGUAAAUCAAAUAAAAAGAUGCCAACCAGUCAUUGGCAACUUAUUGUGUC